Eurytemora carolleeae is the source of this 738-nucleotide messenger RNA. RefSeq names its product tubulin alpha-1 chain. Gene Ontology annotation, molecular function: GTP binding; structural constituent of cytoskeleton. NCBI's taxonomy places the organism in Eukaryota, Metazoa, Arthropoda, Copepoda, Calanoida, Temoridae. The transcript has 2 exons. The record is from RefSeq and is a predicted model, not a curated record. Gene Ontology annotation, biological process: mitotic cell cycle; microtubule cytoskeleton organization. Gene Ontology annotation, cellular component: cytoplasm; microtubule. The coding region runs from base 292 to 615 and encodes 107 amino acids.
AUGUUGGAGAAGGUAUGGAGGAGGGUGAGUUCUCUGAAGCUAGGGAGGAUAUGGCUGCCCUGGAGAAGGAUUAUGAAGAGGUUGGAAUGGAUUCCAAUGAUGCCGAGGACGGAGAAGGAGAUGAAUAUUGAUUUUAAUGUUUUUUAUUUAGUGCCAAUUCUUCGCCAAAUUACGCCAACAUUUUUAUAUUAAAAAUGUAUGCAGGCUUCUAUUUUAUAUAUUCUUAAAUCUUUAAUUUCAGAAGAAGCUUUUGAUCCUAAAUCGCCAAGCUACUUUUGAAACUUUAUCAAAAUGAGGGAAUGUAUCUCCGUACACGUUGGACAGGCAGGAUGUCAGAUGGGAAAUGCUUGCUGGGAACUCUACUGCCUGGAGCAUGGUCUUCAGCCUGAUGGUAUGAUGCCGUCAGACAAGAGUGUUGCUGGUGGUGAUGACAGUUUCAGUACGUUCUUUGCUGAAACUGGUGCUGGAAAACAUGUCCCCAGGUAUGUUGGAGAAGGUAUGGAGGAGGGUGAGUUCUCUGAAGCUAGAGAGGAUAUGGCUGCCCUGGAGAAGGAUUAUGAAGAGGUUGGAAUGGAUUCCAAUGAUGCCGAGGAGGGAGAAGGGGAUGAAUACUGAUACUUCAAUUAUUUUCUUAUGUGCCAAGCUUUGCUUUUAUCUUGAACAUUUUGCCUUAAAAUUACUGGUGAAUGAGUCUAUAUACUCAAUAAGAUUAAGAUGUUAAUUUUUAUCAUUUCAGAA